Acanthamoeba castellanii str. Neff is the source of this 3246-nucleotide messenger RNA. Its product is annotated as HECTdomain (ubiquitin-transferase) domain containing protein. The record is from RefSeq and is a predicted model, not a curated record. Bases 1 to 3246 code for a protein of 1081 amino acids. The transcript has 19 exons. Lineage: Eukaryota; Discosea; Longamoebia; Acanthamoebidae. Gene Ontology annotation, biological process: protein polyubiquitination; proteasome-mediated ubiquitin-dependent protein catabolic process; positive regulation of protein catabolic process. Gene Ontology annotation, molecular function: ubiquitin-protein transferase activity; protein binding.
AUGGACGCGCGGUUGCCGGUGGCGCCCGACACCUCUGCCGAGGGGCAAGAAGGAUUGGUGGAGGGUGUCGGCACCUACCUCCUCCUGGUGGUUGCGUCGCUGGGGCUCGCGUUCUGGGCCGCAAGCAGCUGGGUCGCCAGCCGGAGCAAGCGUGCUGCCGCCCUCCACUCCGCGCGGGAGCUGGCGGACAUGCCAAGCCGCGAGCUCAGGGAGCGGCUCUUCUUCUUCGUCAUCAGCAACCAGCACAAGGAAGCCGACCAGUACCUCCACGUCAUCCGCCAGCGGAAACCGAGCUUUUCGCUGACGAAGCCCAGGCGCACGGGCACCCUGGUGCAUCAUGCGGCGCGCGGUGGCGCUGCUCAGUGCAUCCGAGUGCUGGUGGCGCACGGGGCCGACGUCAACGUGUGCACGGAGGCAUCGGGCGACAGCCCGCUGCACGUGGCGGCGACCAACGGACAGCUCGCCGCGGUGCAAGCGCUCCUCGAGUGCGGGGCCAACAUCAACCAAACCAACGCCACCGGCUGGACUGCCCUCCACCAGGCAACGGUGGACGGGCUCACAGAUCUGGCCUGGCCUCCUCUCUUUGCCGCCACCAACAACGGCCACUACAAUGCGGUGUCGCUGCUCUUAUCCAACGGCGCCGACGUGAGCUUCCGAGACCGAGACGGCAACUCACGAUUGUUGCUCAGCGGAGGCAUUACGGGUCUGGAGAAGAACAACGACGGUGAUACGCCCGUACAGGUGGCCUGCAAGAUGGGCCACAAGGACUUCGUGCUGAAGAUGGUGGAGCGCGACCCGGGGCUCUUCCUGCCCCAGCUGCUCCAGCUCGUCGCGCGCCUCGACCACCAGCUCGUCACCGCGCCGCUCGUCCCUCCUCCUCCCAUCGCCACCGCCGCCGUCACCGCCGCCGAUAGCCAAGCGUCACAACAACCUGACACCACUCCGGCCGCAGCCACCGAUUUCCAAUCGUCGCCCGACGGCGCGACAGCGACUACUACGACGACGACCACCGGUGCGCUGCCCCCGCGCGACCUGCGGCUGAUGCUGGGCGAGGCCGAGGUCCACAAGCGGGUCAACUCGGUGCUGCACCACGUGGCCAUCACCACCCCGGCCUAUCUCGAUGCCCUCCUGCGCCUGCUGGCCCGGCUCGCCGUGUGGUACGGCCUGCGCCUGCUGCACCACGCCGACCUCAGUCCCGACGAGGCCCAGCGAUUCGCUGAUGUUACGGAGCUGCUGGACGAGAAGGCCAAGGCCUCGACCGGGUCGCUGUCGGUGUCGAAGCUCUCGGGCCUGUGCACCCGCGCCAUGCAUCGCUUCGUGUCCCUCAUCACUGCCAUCCGGCUCGCUCAAAAGGAGGCGUCGUACAACGACCACGAAGAGCGUGAGCGCGCAAUCUCACGCGCGGCCGAGUGCCUCGAGGAGGUGUGGCUGCAGCUGGACCGCUGCAUGGGUCAGCUCGCCGAGCGCUCCGCCGCGGCAAUCCACCGGGCAAGGCCGCACAAGGACAAAGGUAAGGAAGAGGAGCCGGAGAGCGGCGAAGACUCGCGACGAGCGCGACGGCGAUCGUCGGGCAAGGCCAAGGCCGGCAGUGACGAUGGCGAUGAUGAUGACGAACUUGAACGCGACAGCUACGGUCAUGAUCAUCAUGAAGAUGGUGGCGAUGGAGGCGAGGAGGCGAAGCGAGUGGCGGCGAGCAGCCUCUUUACCAAGGAGUUGGCCGAGCGCGUGUGUCCGUUGAUCGACGGGUUCUACCUGGUGUGCUCCAACGAUAUCCCGGACCCGGCGUUUACCUCCGCGUUGGCCGAAGAGCGCGAGCCGACGCUGACCAUCCGACCGACCGAGGGCCGAGGCAAGGAGCAGACCGCCGGUGACGAAGACAGUGAGGAAGGCGAAGCUGACGGCUACGAUGCCGAGCAGCACCAGCUGACGUCGCCUGCCAUGGACCGAUUCGUGCGCUUCAUCGAUCGGCAUGCCGAGGUGAUCAGGGGCGUGGGGCGAGAGAACAUCGAGCAGCUCGUCGGCUCGCUCGAGUUUAUCCUCGAGAGCGUCGCCACCCACCCCGAAUGGCGAUUCAAAGAGCUGAUCGACACGCUGGGUUUCGAGCGCAAGCGAGCCUGGCUUCGUCGGCGCCUCGACGAGCUGCGCACAGCCUAUGCUAACCACACCACCGACCUGCGCGUCUCCCGAACUGAUUUGCUGCAGGAUUCGUGCAGCGCGCUGCUACACGAGGGGCCGGAGGCGCUGCGCGGGCACUUCACCGUCGGGUUCCUCAACGAGGAGGGCGUCGGCGCCGGCGUGCGUCGCGAGUGGUUCCACGCCAUCUCCCAGGAGCUGUUCAAUCCGGACAACGCGCUGUUCGUGCAAUCGGCCGAGGGCGUGGCGCUGCAGCCCAACCCGCACUCGCACGUCAACGCCGACCACCUCUCCUACCUCCACUUCGCCGGGCGUCUCAUCGGUAUGGCUCUGUUUCACGAGGAGGUGGUGGAGGUGUGCUUCACGCGUGGGUUCUACAAACACCUGCUCGGCCGGCCGGUGGAGCUCGACGACCUGCUCUCCCUCGACCCGCAGUUCCACAAGAAUCUGAAGUGGAUUCUGGAGAACAACAUCGACGAAGCAGAUCUCGGCCUCACAUUCGAGGCGGACGCCGACAACUUUGGGAUGGUGGAAGCCGUGGAGCUGGUCCCGAACGGCCGCGACGUGCCCGUGUCGGAGGACAACAAGAGGGAGUACGUGCGCCUGGUGAUGGAGCUGAAGCUGCAGAAGUCCAUCGGCAAGCAGAUGGAGGCCCUCCUUGACGGCUUCCAUCAAAUCGUGCCUCCCGCUCUCCUCCCCGUCUUCAACGAAUACGAACUCGAGCUGCUGAUCAGCGGACAACGCGCGAUCGACGUGACGGACUGGGAGGCGCACACGGAGUACUCGGCCGGCUACACCGCCCAAUCGCCCCAAGUCCAGUGGUUCUGGCACGCGGUCAAGUCGCAACUCAACGCUGAAGAGGUGGCAAUGCUCCUACAGUUUGUGACGGGGAGCGGACGUGUGCCGCUGGGCGGCUUUGCCAAGCUGCGCGGCCUGGGUGCCCUCCAGAAAUUUGGAAUCGCGCAGGUGGUGCUUGAGAAGCCCAAUCAGCUGCCCACUGCCUCCACCUGUUUCAACCUGUUGAAGCUCCCAGCCUAUGAGAACGAAGAGCAGCUCUUGCGAUGCCUCACCAUUGCCGUUCACUGUGGUGCCUCAGGCUUUGUCUUCAACUGA